AUCGGGUCACAUGACGCGGCGCACAGCCUGCCAAUAUGGCGGUGUGCAUCGCGGUGAUCGCCAAGGAGAAUUACCCUCUGUACAUCCGAAGCACUCCCAUGGAGAAUGAACUCAAGUUUCACUACAUGGUGCACACGUCUCUGGAUGUCGUGGACGAGAAGAUCUCUGCCAUGGGGAAAGCACUGGUGGACCAGAGGGAGCUGUACCUAGGCCUGCUCUACCCAACUGAGGACUACAAGGUAUACGGCUAUGUGACCAAUUCCAAGGUGAAAUUUGUCAUGGUGGUGGAUUCCUCAAACACAGCCCUUCGGGACAAUGAGAUCCGAAGUAUGUUCCGGAAGCUGCAUAACUCUUACACAGAUGUAAUGUGCAACCCUUUCUACAACCCAGGAGACCGCAUCCAGUCGAGGGCUUUUGAUACCAUGGUAACUUCGAUGAUGGUCCAGGUGUGCUGAGCGGGGACCUCUGCCCAAGUCACCUGGAAGAGACGCCCGUGUUCACCCCUGUUGGAUGAUACUUAUUUAUUCCCUUUCUGCUCCCUGAGUGUAACCUGCAGGCAGGGCUGUGUGCCCUGUGCCUUUGUACUAAAGGCCUCACAAGAUGAGAUCUACUUUGUCCUGUGUCAGCAGAGAGGUCUCAGCUGAGGACCUGCUAGCCGGUCUCAGAAGACUCUGGAGCGAUGCAGGGGUUGUGAUCAUAGCCGGAUGGUGUGAGGGAGGAUGCUGAGGACAGGAGGCUGCCGGCCUCCAUUGUCUGAGCAGGUGGGUGGUCCAGGAGGAUGCGGGGAAUGAGGAACCUAGAGCCAGCUUCAGAGAAUAGAGGCAAUCCAAGGCGGACAGCCACACACCUUCCAUCUUGGGCAAGGGCCCUCACGUUCUGACCCUACCAUUCAUGGCUAGCAUUAGCCAGUGCUUGCGCAGUGCCAGCCUCAGGAGGUGUUAAAAGACGUAAAGCUUUGUGGUGCAUAGCAUUAAAGCAGCUGCUUCCCAUGUGCUGGAGGAGAAACUCCAGGAGCCUUUCCUGUCUGUCUGUGAGCAUGGAGGUCAGCAAGGUCCCCAGUGGCGCUCCUAGGCCCUGCAUCCCCGAGGACAAACCGGGUUCUCUUCAGGUCAGAAGUCCUGUGGCUGUGUAGAGUUGGUACCUGACGCUGGCUCUUCAGUGCCACUGGACAGUGUAGCUAGAUACUGGUGUCCUGGGAGAGGCAGAGGCCAAGAGGACCUGUCCUGAGCCUGAGUCCCCUUUAGCUGUCGCUGCUCCAUGCUGUCUUCAGAGUCUCUGGUUUCCCCCUCCCUGUAGAGUGUCUCACGCCUGGGAGUUGUCCACAGGAGCUGGGUGGAGUGGGAGAGAAGCCAUCUUUGUGCAUCUCAGGGCUUCUUUCCAAGAGCACAAGGUAUUACAAAAUGCAGUCAGGAAAGAAGCCAGACCACCCACCUGAUCGAUAAAAGUGGCAAAUGGAGUCGCUUUGAGAAGUUUAACACAGCUGACUGAUGUGGGCAGGCUCAGGUUGCUUGGUUGAAGGCUUUAGCAGGAGGUUGGUGUUGGGGUUGGCAAGGGAAGGGAGGAGCUGCAGUCAGGUGGAAUCUUGGGACCUUGAGUUCUUAAGGGAGGUCAUCCUCCCUGAGUAUUAGCUGCCCUGGGAACCGGAUCUUGUUCCCCAGGUCCCUUCUCUUCCCUCCUCACAGAGCCUCGGGUUUACUGGAGAAACUUGGCAAAAUGCCAUUUGCUCCCCGCCCCUUCACACCAGGGCAGGCUGUUAAGGGUAGUGUUGGGAGAAACCUUCAGGAAAGGUACUUUAAAAGUAGGUCUGGCUAGAUGUGUAGUAGAACACGCAAGGCUCUCUUUCUUCCUUCCUGGAAGCGGAAGGUUAGGCCUCCCUCCUGAGAGCAUGAAGCUAAGAUGAGGACUUGCAGACAUGAGGACCGAAUAGAAAGGAGUCUGAGUCUGGGCACAUGCGCCAGCCCUGGACGGCUCACGUCAGCUUUUCAUAUGUGAGGCAAUAAAAUACAGCUCUCCUGUUUGCGAUUGC
Messenger RNA from Arvicanthis niloticus (Nile rat), 2026 nucleotides. RefSeq names its product trafficking protein particle complex subunit 2L (gene Trappc2l). Lineage: Eukaryota; Metazoa; Chordata; Mammalia; Rodentia; Muridae. The record is from RefSeq and is a predicted model, not a curated record. Gene Ontology annotation, biological process: endoplasmic reticulum to Golgi vesicle-mediated transport.